UGCAGCGUUUAACAGUUUAAGCGUUGAAAUUAUAUUGUUUGUCAUGCUUUUUCUCGGCUCACGACCGAAGCAGAUUGUUUUUUAUCCCGUUUGUGGUCUUUUAAUUAACGAGGAUUAAUGCGUCUAUCUGUGACAAUGAUACUGUGCGUCUGUUUAUGUGUGCUGCUGGGCCUACUAAGAGAUGUUUCUGCAGCCUCUGGGUCUAUCUACAAGAAGGUGGGUGAUGAAGUUGUCCUCAAACCAGAUGUGUCGGGCCCCAUCACAAGUAUCACGUGGAAACAUGGUGCUGACCUUGCCAUGCAGUGGGAUGGACCGGGAACGGACAUCGACGCUUAUCGUACAUUUAAAGUACAAGGUAAACUGAACGUUUCAACUGGAGAGAUGACUAUCACAAACCUGACUCUACAAGACACCGGCGUAUACACACCAGAUAUCAACAACAAAGCCGAAAGUUCAAUUAAACUGGUUGUCAUCUUUCCUGUCCCUACACCCACCGUCUCUGAAUCCUGCAAUGAGGAUAAGACCACAUGUACUUUGACCUGUGAUGGGAACACCACCGGCACUGGAGACGUCACCUACAAAUGGAAAAUGGACGAUUCAUUGAGCCAGACGUCUAAGAUACACACUAUUACAAAGGAGAACAGCUCAAACAUUACAACGUUCAGCUGUGUCCUGCUGAAUGAAAUAAGUGAGGAGAUCAGCAAACCCAUCAAGAAUCCUUUAAGCCUUGGUCCAGGUCCAACCCCAUCCCCAGGCCCAGGCCCAGGCCCAAAUACUGACAUGCCUGCAGAAGGUCUGAAAAUCAACACAGGGCUCACAGUGUUCAUCUCACUUCUGACAACUGUAGUGCUGCUGGGUCUCAUUCACAGAUGGAAAGCAGGGAUGUGGUUCUUCCAGAAAGCAUCUAUGCCGUGGGAAGCAGACUUUUGGAGGAAGGACAAUGAACAGAGAGAUCCUGUUGAAUCUAAUGGCACCACUGCUCGACCAGAGAAGAGACAAAUAGAUGAUGAGGAAACACCGAUGAGAGAAGAGUAGAUGGAAAGACCAUCUGCAAGAUCCAGAGUGAUGCUGAGGUGUUUUAGAAAGUGCUCAUGUGGAGUGUGAUUUUGCUACAAGUGGGUAUCCAAAUAAUACAAACAAUAACACUUAAAAUCAACACUAUGAGAUCAGUCCAACAAAUGUAAUUUAGAAUAUUUAUUUUUCAAAUCAGUCUAACAUUAAUAGCAAAGCAGAUAGUGACAGUAAAUUGUAUUUUAACACUACCUUUUAAGUUUAGUGAUAUUUUAAACUGACCAAAAGUGGAUUUAAAGGUAUUUUGGGGAUCUUUCUGUUAAUGUGAAGACACUAAAUCAACAGAUGCAUUAAAAAUAUGUUUUUAAGACUAUGGUGCAGCUGCUGGCAUCAGUUCAUCUAGCUGUUACCAUCAUGAGUUAUGUAUGAAAACACUAAAAGACACUAAGAAGGGAAAUAUGAAGCUAAAUAUUUUUUAAAAAGUGAAAUAAUAAGAGAAUAGCACGACAGUUCAGGUAUAGUUUAUAAGUCAAUAGUGCUGCAGUGAAUAAAAAGCACUGACAUAAAGAAUGAAGUGCCUUAAAGUUUAGACAAUGCAAGGAAGCCCAUUAAAGUGAGCUUUCCUGUGACACACACCAUACCUGACAUCGGCUGGCACCUCCAGCACAUUUAAGCAGAGGCUGGGGAGGAUAUGUGAGUGCUAUCUGAGCCAGGUCUGGUGUGGAUCCAUGCAGCCUCUUUGUGUGUGUGGGGGGGCUUAACUGACAGCAGAGUGAGCGGGGAAGGAAAGCCAUUGUCU
This is a messenger RNA of Scomber japonicus (chub mackerel), 1810 nucleotides long. RefSeq lists its product as uncharacterized. The record is from RefSeq and is a predicted model, not a curated record. Lineage: Eukaryota; Metazoa; Chordata; Actinopteri; Scombriformes; Scombridae. The transcript is spliced from 11 exons. The coding region runs from base 118 to 1035 and encodes 305 amino acids.